Molecule: messenger RNA, 2793 nt
Organism: Giardia duodenalis
Lineage: Eukaryota; Fornicata; Diplomonadida; Hexamitidae
Product: Kelch motif-containing protein
Exons: 1
Coding region: 1-2793 (930 amino acids)
Molecular function (GO): protein binding
Source: RefSeq, a predicted model, not a curated record
AUGCCAGUUUCCCUUUCUUGGGUUCAGGUUACUACUCCAGGAGCACCAACUCCGCGCUACGGAUGUUCCAUGGUCCCAACGGCUGAUGGGAUUCAAAUCUUUGGCGGCUAUUCAACGCAUUAUCUCAACGAGUCUUUAUCUUUUCAGUCACAAUCAGAGCCUAAAAAGUGGCGUCUGCGGCGGCGAUCCCGGCCAUACCCUGCAGGGAGACGAGGACAUAUCAUGGUAGGACUUGAUGAAUGCCAGCUUUUAUUUGGAGGAGACUUAGGCUCCGCAUGCGUCAAUGAUCUGUGGAUAUGCACUGGCAGCGAAUGGCGUCAGAUCUUUGGGCAUUCAGAUACAGGAUCUUCGCCUUCUGGUCGCUAUGGCCACGCCGGCUGCGUUCAAAAUUCGUGUCUGUAUGUGUUCGGCGGAGCCGAUCGCUAUCAGCAAACGUCUAUGUUUGGUGACCUUUGGGUAUUGGAUCUUACUACCUUACGUUGGAACAGAGGGCCAGAAGGCCCAUCUCCAAGAUAUGGGCACUCAAUGGUCACAGUGGGCAAAGAUAUUUUCGUAAUUGGUGGAAUGACCCAGAGCGGACUUGCUGGGGAUGUCUGGCGCUUGUGUGUCAAUGAGAGUCAUGCGCUGUCGUGGGUACAGCUAGACCCUGUUUCCAAGACUCAGAUUUUUCCGCCACGAACAGAGUUUUUCGCUACCGAGCUUUCUCCUUCCUCAGUGUUGCUAUUCGGUGGUUCAUCAGCACAAGCACCGCUUAAUGACAUGUGGAUUCUCAAUCUUAAUACUCAGCAACAUCUAUACACUCCAGUCUGUCUUCAGAUACCCUCUACGCUUCCCGUCCCCAGACACGCCUUUGGUGCCAUAACCACAUCAACCGGUACCAUCUCCUCUGCGCAUGGGUCUGAAAUAGCUGCAGAAUUUGGAGGACGUGAUCAGUCGUUAAUCUGGCUGACAGACUUGGGAUCAGUGUACACUCCUGACCAUACCAGCAGCAGCUCCUACACAUUAUUUAAUGGCUCAUUUAUAAAGCUAUAUAUAUUCGGAGGCAGAGGAGCAGAUUCUUCCUUGAAUGAUCUCUGGGAAUGUACGGUAUGCUUGCUUGAAGAAACGGCAAUGACUUACGGUAUCCAGGAGACCAAGCUUACAGACCGGAACAGACUUGCAAACCUUGGUACUAGCUUUAGUAAUAUCAACUAUCCCCCCAACUCCGACAUCGAUCUUUAUCGCAGCGGAGAUUCGUUUGGAGAAUACAAUAGCCGCACUCUUGGGGCACCAAGUACAGACAUUUAUAUAUCUCAUUUGACUGAAGAAAGGUCUUUUCUAUAUGAUAAGCCAAGCAUUCAAUUGCCCACUGAUUCCUUCAAGCCUAACGUUCCACGGUUUCCUGAAGCACAAGAAGAGAAAGAGAAAUCCUCUAUUACUAAGCGUAUGUCCUCUGCUAAAGACAAUGAUGUACAUAAGGCAAGCUUCAUGGAGCACGCUAGUAUCAAUGACCCGUCUUUAUUAAGCAACAAUAUAUCUAGAGAGGAUCACGAUGCUAAUGAGUCUAUAACUCCGUUUAUUCACAAACCACAGCAGGCUCUAGUACGCGAAACUCUGAAGCAGCAGAGCCGCCCGUCAUCUGGGGGGACCGGAUCUCCUUACCGUAUGACCACAUCCAAUCCAGAUCAGCCCGUUCAGCCCACAGAUGAGGUGCAGAAGUACUUGCUAACUCAGAUGGUAACCAUCAAUGAAAACCUUCUGAAGAUGGAGGCGGCAUUCGAGGCGGCCGAACUGGCACGAAAAUUCUCGGAGGAUCUGGCGGAGCAAUCCUCAGCUGUGGACGAUCUUGCUCUAGCAGUUUCAGAGUUUAAAAAUGAUGUUAUGCAUGCCAUUGAAGGCCUCUCUCAAAAGUUAUCAGGAUAUGCAAUUACCCAACAAGGACACGAAGAGGACAUAGUUGAAUUGAAUGGAAAAUUAAAUGAACUAGAUAAUCUAAUUAUUGAGCGGGCUAGUGACACUACGAGAGAUGAGCUUUUUAUGGAAAUGCAAGUGCGAAUUGCUAGUUUAACUAAGGAGAAUAAAGCACUGACAGCCAGACUUACUAACGUAGAAUCUUUGCUGAUCGCCACAACACUUGCAAACAACCCCACUGACGAGAUAUUGGCUUUACUAAAUGCAGUGGUCAAUCAAUCUGCAACUCUUCCUCUAGACAUAACGACACAGCCGGUUACGGGUGUAUCCAAGGAGAGCCUCAAGCCUGACACGGCUACUACCUCAGCAUCGUCACAGGUCACUGGAGCAACACUGCAAGGUGUAUUCGAUGAGCUUCAAGAAAUGGGAAAGAAACUCAAUGCGCUAAGCAAUAGUAUUGGAACAAAAUCACAACUCUCUAUGCUGCCUAGCGAUAUUGGGGAUGAGAAGGUUACAAUUCAAUUUGAUCAACCCAGACAACGGGGCCAGCCACAACAAGCUCGACAAUUCCAAACACCGUAUCGAAACGAACAGAUGGCGCCACAUUUUGACAGUCAACAGCGUAUGCAACAAAGAGUAGAACCCAGGACACGUCAAGGUGCAGUAAUCUCCCCCCGUUCAGCGGUGACGCGCACUUCAGCCAUGUCACGAAGUUCCGGAUCACUUUCUACAUAUGUAGCUGGGGAAGAUCAGCGUGACACUGGUAGGCCAACGUCUGCAUUUCUGUCAGCCCAGGGACGGCCGCGGUCUUUCUCUGCCUCUACUUCUCGAAAACCAAGUAAUGAGUCACUUGCCAUGAUAGCAAAGGUGCUUAAUGCACCAGAUGAACUUUCGGAUGAUUGA